Messenger RNA from Salarias fasciatus (jewelled blenny), 3067 nucleotides. Its product is annotated as adhesion G-protein coupled receptor G5-like. Gene Ontology annotation, cellular component: plasma membrane. Bases 96 to 2186 code for a protein of 696 amino acids. Gene Ontology annotation, molecular function: G protein-coupled receptor activity. Lineage: Eukaryota; Metazoa; Chordata; Actinopteri; Blenniiformes; Blenniidae. Gene Ontology annotation, biological process: cell surface receptor signaling pathway; adenylate cyclase-activating G protein-coupled receptor signaling pathway. The record is from RefSeq and is a predicted model, not a curated record. The transcript is spliced from 18 exons.
UUAAACCGUGUGAGGCUGGCAGGCUUCAUUUGCAAAGGAAAUCAGCCAGGAACGGCAUCAGCAUGAUAUCGAUGUGCGUGUAGGAGGCUGCGAAGAUGCUGAACAUCAUCUCACUCAGGACAAUGCUGUGGCUUCAUACAGAUCAUCGCUGCAUGUUAGAGACGUUCAUUCUGUUUGGGAUGUUCAUCACGACUCUCGGAUGUGACAUUUCAUACAAAGAUGUAUCUCACUGUCCCAAAAACACACAGUUUAUCACAUGCAGACAUGAAGAUGCCUUACCAGAAGAGGCUCUCUAUCAAGAUGGAGGAGGACUCUGUUCGAGCGUGGAAGUCAACAAAGUGACUUACUCUCCAAAUUCUGAUUGGACAGUCAAACUGUCAUGUGAAAAUGACUGGUACACCCUAACUCUGAAAAAACACAACUUCUCCCAGUGGGAUAUUGUAGUGCUGACAGGGCCACCGGAUGACUUUUCAUGUGAGCGAUCCAAGGCCGAGGCUGAACGAGGCUUCUUUCACUACAUCCACAACUGCUUCAACACCAGUCACCGAAGUGUGAGGCUGACUCAAAGAAAGCUGAAAGACGUGUGUGGGGAAGAGUUCUUCAGAAAAGAUAAAAUCUUCAUAGUCAUAGUUGGGGAGGAGAUCAGUUGCUUGCUGCCAGAAAUCUCCAUCCCAAUUCCCGUCUUGGACAGCAACGAAACCGCCGGCCCCGAACAAGCAGCAAAGCUGUUGGGAAGUCUCACCUCUUUGCUGGAAAAGAUGGAGAAUUCAGCCACAGCGGCCAUAACGGCUGGCAAUGUCACCGGGGUCGUGGCCAAGCUCCCGCCAAAAAAUCAAACCAGAAUGUCGAUGGGCAGAAGCCCAUCGGGCGACGUUGCGGUUUUGCAGGGAAAUGCAACUUUGCCACCGGUGUACUCGCAAACUGUACAGCUCCCAGAAGAAACCAGUAGAAAGGCCGUGGAGAGAAAUGGCUCCUUGGCUGCAGUUCUGUUUUUUCCAGGGAUGCAGCUGCGCGACAACUCCAGUACCUAUUUACAGGAUGCGGUAGUGGGAAUUGAAAUGGGAGCAAGGAUCUCUAAUCUCACUGAACCCAUAAGAAUCGUUUUUAAUGGAGUGCAAAAGAAUGGAAACAAUUUCUCAUGCAGGUCUUGGAACGGUGAAGGGGGCGCACCAGUGUGGGUCACAGACGGCUGUGAGACUCUGGAGGCCAACCGGAGCGUCACUUGCCUCUGCUCUCAUCUGACCUUUUUUGCCGUGCUGGUGUCGCCUCCACCGACGCUGAGGGAGUCCGAUCUGACGUCCCUGACCGUCGUCACGUCCGUCGGCUGCGGCCUGUCCUUGUUUUUCCAGGUGGUCGCUCUCUGUAUGCACUGUCUGAUCAGAAAACGGAAAUCAAACCUGGAGACUAAGAUCCUGAUCCAGCUCUUCGUUGCGAUGUUCACCUUGAACUUGUCUUUCCUGGUGAACGAGGCCGUCGCCAACCUGGGGCACGCGGCGGCGUGCGUGACCGUGGCCGCGGUCCUGCACUACGGCUUGCUGGCCACGUUCUCCUGGUUUUUCGUACAGGCGUUGCACCUCCUCAUCAAGUUCCACAGCAUGCAUUCUGAAAUCAGACACUACGUGAAGAAGGUCUACGUGGCAGGGUGGGUCACGCCAGCUUUAGUGGUGCUGAUCCUCCUCAGCUUGCAAAAGUAUGGACUCCUUCAUAUCGCCACCGAUGAAGGGGGAAAAGUGAACAUGUGCUGGAUCGCCGACGCCGCUGUUCACCAGGGCGUUAACAUCGGCUACUAUUCUGUCGUGUUUGUCUUUACUUUAAGCAUCUUCAUCAUAACUGUGCGGCAGAUUGCUCUGUUUAAGUCUAAAUCAGGGUUGAAUUCUGGCAAGAGCUCCACUGGGAUGAAGGUUUCCUCCGUUGUGGCCUUGUUCCUCCUCCUGGGCCUCACCUGGGCCGUCGCAUUUUUCAGCCACGGGCCUCUGAUGCUGCCUUUCUACUACAUUUUCACCACCCUGAACGCCUUUCAAGGUUUCCUGCUUUUCAUCUACUACUAUAAGUCCAGCAAGGUCUUUGGAGACGACAUAAACCGUGCAUCCAGCUCCAGCAGCAGCACCACAACAAAAACAGAAGUACAUGUUAUGAGUGAUGUUUCAGUGAGGGAAUCAGCCGUAACUUCAAAGUCAUCAAAAUAACAUCGAGUAAAUGUCCCUGAUGCUGUAACAGCGGCCCUGACCCACCCAGGCAUGGGAUCAUUUAGAUCCGUCAGGUUCCCUGAGCUGUAAGAUGUAACACGCAGUAAUGGAAUGCUUGACAGUACUGUAAUCAUUUUGAGGUUUUUCAGUUGUAGGAUUGGAGUUAUCACAUGAUCGAGGAGGCAUUAAAAAGAUAAUUUAAGAAGAACUUGAUCCAGUAACGUAAUAAUGCAUAAACAGGGCUGCAUUUCUUUGAAAUAACAGUCUUUUUGGUCAGCUUUAUGCAAUUUUCUUUUGAAAAUGGAUUCAGUAGAUUCAUCAACCACCUUGCCUUAAUCCGUAUAAUGAUGUGCAAAAACAUUUCAUAAUUCUGUGGUCCAGUUCAGAAGCACUGUUGGACUGUCGGAUUGGACUACAUAGCCAUCAGGGAGCCUUGACCCCCUUUUAUUACCGCUCUGUCGGUGGUCUUAAUGUUAUGGCUGAUGCUGUGUUUCAUCUUUAUGGCACAAGAGGGCAGCAUUUAUUUUGAUAUAGAUGUGGAUUUUCUCAUUCCUUCUUGACUACACAUGGCAUGCUUGCAAUAAACUAAUCUGAUUUACCUUCGCUGAGACAAAUUGCGCUGUCCAGGAAGUCUUUUGUAAAGAUAAUGCUAUGUUUCUGCAGAAAGCCUGCAUUACUCAUUGUAUGGCCUGCAGAGAAGGCUGUGAUUCAUGCAGAAAACAUCACUUAGCUCCUAAAAAAAAAAGCUCCAGUCAUCCUCUGGAAUGUGUGGAUGCUUCAGAGGAGAAAUAUGACCAUUUUAUGACUGAUGUGCUUGUCAAAUGGCUCAAAGAUGGCGAAAGACCGAAAAAACAAAUUAAAAUGAUGUGUCGUCCCUCACA